Rubroshorea leprosula is the source of this 2332-nucleotide messenger RNA. Lineage: Eukaryota; Viridiplantae; Streptophyta; Magnoliopsida; Malvales; Dipterocarpaceae. The record is from the annotation of a GenBank genome assembly.
CGUCGCCGCGCCGGGUCGCCGUCAGUUCUCCCUCGUUGCCUAGAACCUGUACAGAGUCCUUUUCGCUUCUCCAAGAAUUUAAAAAAAAAAACAGGAAAAACUGCAGUCGUUUCGCAUUUCCUGCUAUUCUCGCCGGACAAUAUCACCGGCGAUCUCUCCGGCUAAAGCGACUGACAGGCAAACGGAUGUGUUUCUGUCUGGCUUCGAGGUUUUUGGUUUACUGUUGAUGGUGAGUGCGUCGUUAACUUCAGUGGAAUUCGAUUGAUGAUAAACUAAAGCUUGGUGGCACUGGUCUGAGUUCGGAUGUAGCUUAUUUAGUCGCUUCGGUGGAGCAGAGAGAAGUUCGAUUUCAAGUGAUUCACCGAUUCACCUCAGAAAUAGUUAAGAAAAAAUGUCUUUUCAACACAAAAGCUUUUGGAUGCUGAGAGAUGGUGGAUGUAUGACUGAUGGAGAGAUGGGUUACAAUAAUUCCUCAAGAAUCCAACCAAAGCGCAGUCAUCAGUGGUUUAUGGAUUCUACUGGACCAGAAUUAUUCAGCAACAAGAGGCAGGCUAUAGAAGCAGUUGGCAGCAGGCCAGUUUCAGGAAUUUCAGACGUGACUGUUUCUUCAUGGCCAAAUGCUUCCAGUUUUCAGUCAGUUACAGGGCAGUUCCCUGAUCACCCAUUCAGAUCUGAGUCCUUACAAACUUUCAACCUGGGUGAUGGGAAUACUCCGAUUGAUAGUGUGAUUAUGAAUGUGGGAAGAAAGGAUUUUGAGCAUCAAUAUGACAGUGGAUCCUCAGUAAGCUUGUCUAUGUCUCAUACCACUGAAGAUGCCUCUCCAUGUCUUAGUUUUGGAGUUAGGAAAGUUAAAGUCAAUCAAGUGAGGGAUUCAAACAGUUGCAUGCCAGCAUCAAUGGGUACUGCAUAUAAUAGAAGUGACAACACCAUAUCUCUGGGCCCAACUUAUGGUAAUGUGGAUGAGAACACCAUCUCAAUGGGGCCAGCCUUCUCAAAAGCGGAUGGAAACUUCAUUUCAAUAGGUCACACCUUUAACAAGGGAGAUGGCAGUUUUAUAUCCAUGGGCCAUAAUUAUAAUAAGGGAAAUGAGACUAUCUUGUCCAUGGGUCAGUCAUUUGACAAGAGGGAUGGCAGUUUUAUAUCAAUAGGUCAAUCAUAUGAAAAAGGAGAUAGCAAUCUCAUAUCAUUGAGUUCCUCAUAUGACAAUGGGAAUGACAAUUUCAUUUCAAUGGCUCCCUCAUACAACAAACAUGAGAGUGUGGGUCCUUCCUGUGAGAAAGGAGUUGGUAAUCUCAUAUCCAUUGGCCAAUCCUAUGAUAAGGCAGAUUUCAAUGUCACAGCAGUUGGUCCUGCCCAAGACGAAGGAGAUUCCAGCAUUCUGUCUGUGGGUCACAACUACAACAAGGAUGAGUGCCAUGCCAUAUCUUUUGAGAGUUUUCAUGACGAAACUGAGGCAAAUCGCCCUGGCAGUAUCAUUACUAGCUAUGAUUUGUUGAUGAAUAAUCAUAACCCAAUGCAAGUACCAGAUGUGGCUGGUCAGAAAGAGUUGGUUGAGGCCACUCCGGAUUCAAAUGUAGAUGGUGCUCCUAAAAGUAAUUCUAAAACUGAUACCAAGCCCAAGACUAAAGAGCCAAAGACUGCAAAAAAGGUUCCUCCAAACAACUUUCCUUCCAAUGUCAAAAGUUUGCUAUCAACUGGCAUCCUCGAUGGGGUUAAUGUGAAGUAUGUUUCAUGGUCGCGGGAGAAAAGUCUUAAAGGUUAUAUAAAAGGGACUGGGUAUUCGUGUGGCUGUACAGAGUGCAAGUUUGAGAAGGCUCUGAAUGCUUAUGAGUUUGAGCGUCAUGCUAAUUGCAAGACCAAGCACCCCAACAAUCAUAUUUACUUUGAGAAUGGAAAGACUAUCUAUGCAGUCGUUCAAGAGCUGAAGAAUACUCCUCAGGAGAUGCUUUUUGAUGCAAUUCAAAAUGUGACAGGGUCUCAAAUUAAUGAGAAGAACUUUCGUGUAUGGAAAGCAUCUUAUCAAGCUGCUACCCGUGAACUUCAGCGUAUCUAUGGGAAGGAUGAAGUUUCAUUGCCGUCUUGAAAUGAAGACCUAGCCUUCAAUGUGAGAAAGGUCAGAUGGCUGGAUACAGCAUGUAUAUUAUGGUAAAUUGCAUAAUUUUUAUGGGUUUUGGGUAAUAUAUGUAUGCUAAUGGGCAGUUUGACUUUCCAGAUUUCCUAUAGGCUUUAUUUUGUUGUCUGGUUUAGACAAUUGUAUAUCCUAUCAAAACUACAGUUGCAACUGGUAUGGAUGGGGUAAUUGAAAUACAGAGUUGGACAUAUUAGUAAUUGU